UUUAGAGGCAAAGAUGGAGGGAACAAUGCUUUGCAUAACCGAUUGAUAAUAGUAAUAAAAUAACUAAGACAUGAAAUCUAUUAUAAAGUCUUAUAUUUGCUACUGUAGUGGUACCUUGAACAGGCACGUGUUCGCCACAUUCCUCUGUACGAGAGCCGCGUGCCUGCACGUAGGCAUGGACGUCUGUCUGCUAGGAGACUGCAGGACGCCCCUCACAGGACCGGCGGCCAAGGACAUCCUGCUGCCCGCCUCCAGACCAGGACCUCCUACACAGCAGCGACCAUCGCGGCUACUUCCUGCUCUGCAUGGCGCUGUACGAAAUGCGACUGGGUCGAGGAAGACGUAUAUGGCCGCAAGGAGACGAGUGAGACGCUAUUGGAUUCACGCCACCUGGACGCUCUACAGAGACCAGCUCUACGCUGCGAGACUGGCACAGCAAACCUUACGUUUAUCAAAAUAAUAUAAUGUUUUGAUUAACUUAGUGUAAGAUUUUUAUACUUGAUCUAUUUUGGUAUAGUAUUAUCGAGGUACUGCCGUGAAAGGGCAACCUGUCUAACUGAUAUAAUCACUGACAAUUUACAGCACAGAUAAAGCUAUCCAACCACUCGAUCUAA
Molecule: messenger RNA, 614 nt
Organism: Bacillus rossius redtenbacheri
Lineage: Eukaryota; Metazoa; Arthropoda; Insecta; Phasmatodea; Bacillidae
Exons: 3
Coding region: 71-460 (129 amino acids)
Source: RefSeq, a predicted model, not a curated record